CAGUGGCGUCUUUGAGCAAACGUAAAUGACACGAAGAAGAGAUGACCGGGUGUAAACAUGGCGUCUGCCUUGGACGACGAUGAGAUCGGCAGUGAUGAUUAUUAUUCUCUGCUCAAUGUCAGAAGAGAGGCUACACAGGAUGAGCUGAAGGCGGCAUACAGGCGAUUAUGCAUGCUGUAUCACCCAGACAAACACCGCGAUCCUGAGCUAAAGCGUCAGGCGGAACAGCUUUUCAACCUUGUACACGAAGCCUAUGAAGUGCUUAGCGACCCGCAGGCACGAGCUAUCUAUGAUGUCUAUGGCAAGCGAGGACUUGACGUCGAGGGAUGGGAGGUGGUGGAGAGGAAAAGGACCCCUGCAGAGAUUCGAGAAGAGUUUGAACGUCUUCAGAGGGAGCGAGAGGAGAGAAGGCUUCAGCAAAGGACCAACCCAAAGGGCACGAUUAGUGUGGGCAUCGAUGCCACGGAUCUCUUUGACCGGUAUGAGGAGGACUAUGAGGAUAUGCCUGGAGGCGGAGUCCCACAUGUGGAAAUCAACAAAAUGCACAUAUCACAAUCAAUAGAGGCUCCUCUCACUACAAAAGACACAGCCAUUUUGUCUGGUUCGUUGUCAACCCACAAUGGAAAUGGAGGUGGCACCAUUAACUUGGCCUUGAGAAGAGUCACCUCAGCUAAGGGGUGGGGUGAGAUAGAGUUAGGAGGCGGAGACACUCAUGGACCUCUCUUUGGAAUGAAGAUAUUCCGCAACUUGACGCCUCGAUUCUUUGUGACCGCUCAGUGUGGGCUCCAGUUUUCAUCCCGAGGCGUGCGUCCCGGCUUUACCACAGUGCUGGCCCGUCACCUAGACAAGAACACUAUGGGCUACCUGCAGUGGCGUUGGGGGAUCCAGUCUUCAAUGAACACCAGCAUAGUGAGGGACACUAAGAGCAGCCAUUUCACCUUUGCGAUGCAGCUUGGCAUUCCUCACACUUUUAUGAUGAUGAGCUACCAGUACAAGUUCCAGGAUGACGACCAGACGAAGAUUAAGGGCUCAGUAAAAUCAGGUUUCUUUGGGACUGUAGUAGAGUACGGUGCUGAGAGGAAGAUCAGUCGACACAGCGUCCUGGGGGCUACCGUCAGCGUGGGAGUGCCUCAAGGUGUCUCGCUGAAGAUCAAACUCAACAGAGCCAGCCAGACGUAUUUCUUCCCCAUUCACCUGACUGACCAGCUCCUGCCCAGUGCUGUAUUUUACGCCACAGUCGGACCACUGGUGUUCUACCUCGCCAUCCAGCAACUCAUCAUUCGGCCCUACAUGCGGGCCCAGAAGGAACAAGACUUGGAGAAGCAGAGGGAGAGCUCAGCCUCCAAUAUAGCCAGGAAGAAGCAGGAGGCAGAGGCUGCUGUUUUGCUCAUGCAGGAGUCUGUGCGCAGGAUUAUUGAAGCCGAGGAGUCUAGAAUGGGUCUCAUCAUCCUCAACGCCUGGUACGGCAAGUUCGUGACAGACAACAGCAGAAAACACGAGAGGGCAAAGGUCAUUGAUGUGACGGUGCCGCUGCAGUGUCUGGUGAAAGACUCAAAACUCAUCCUCACUGAGACCUCAAAGUCAGGACUUCCUGGAUUCUACGACCCUUGCGUGGGGGAGGAGAAGAGCCUGAAGGUGCUGUAUCAGUUCCGUGGAGUCAUGCAUCAAGUCCUGUCAGGAGACACGGAACCACUCAGGAUACCAAAGCAAUCUCACAGGAUUGACGCAGACACAUAGGAUCUCCUCUGCUGACCAAAAGACUCAUCUCUCGACUGUUUGAUGGAGAAGCCUCCGUUUUAGAUACGACAUGGAUCGAAGCCCUCGUUACUCAGAAAAAAAAAAUGCAUUUAUCUUUUUGUCUUUAUAUUCAUUUAAACAUUCAAAGAGAAGUGAAAACAUCACAGGCUGGAUUGAUUGAAACCAGUAUCCAUGGGUGGGGUUUUGACCCACUUAAAAUUAUAAUGUGACCCAAAAGAUAAAUGGCUACCAUCUUUAUUCACAGGGUUUUGAGCCUCCAUGGUAUCCAUUUAUUUUUCGGUAUGGCUUGUAAUUUAUGACGGAGUUCUAUGUACUGUAUUGUACAAAAACUGCAGUGCCUAUGUGUCCCAAGACAUGAAUGCACCUCUGUUUGAUUGCCAUAUUAUUAAAAUCUGUCUCUCUCAUGUUGUUUAAACCUUUUGGUACUUUAAAUAUUGCUUCAUAAGAUAUUGCUUGGCUGAAGAAGGGUAAUUAAAUUUGAGCAUGUUUUAUGGUUA
Molecule: messenger RNA, 2255 nt
Organism: Mugil cephalus (flathead mullet)
Lineage: Eukaryota; Metazoa; Chordata; Actinopteri; Mugiliformes; Mugilidae
Gene: dnajc11a
Product: DnaJ (Hsp40) homolog, subfamily C, member 11a
Exons: 16
Coding region: 58-1737 (559 amino acids)
Biological process (GO): cristae formation
Source: RefSeq, a predicted model, not a curated record